Molecule: messenger RNA, 3861 nt
Organism: Malassezia globosa CBS 7966
Lineage: Eukaryota; Fungi; Basidiomycota; Malasseziomycetes; Malasseziales; Malasseziaceae
Exons: 1
Coding region: 1-3861 (1286 amino acids)
Biological process (GO): tRNA wobble base 5-methoxycarbonylmethyl-2-thiouridinylation
Cellular component (GO): elongator holoenzyme complex; cytosol
Molecular function (GO): protein binding; tRNA binding
Source: RefSeq, a predicted model, not a curated record
AUGCCAUGUGUGGCGGAUUUUCGCCUACUACCUGACGGUGGCUCAACUGUUGAUCAUGUGCCUGCGCUGUGCAUUGUGUGCACGGGUGGCGACAUUGUGUUGCUGCCGGUCGGUGGCGACGAAGCAGCGCCUGCGGACGUCGUGGGUUGCGUUGACCAGGGGAUUCUUGCAGCUGCGUGGAGUCCUGAAGAAGACUUGCUCACGAUCGUGACGGGUGGUGAAAAACGUCUUUUGAUCAUGACUCGCGAGUUUGAAGUCGUGAGUGAAUCGAUCCUCGUGACAGACACGUUUGGCGAUGACCAGCCCGUGAACGUCGGCUGGGGAUCCAAGUCGACACAGUUUCAUGGCUCAGAGGGCAAACAGGCAGCUAUGGCUGCGGCACAAGAGCCAGCGAGUGGUGAUCCACGCGGCCCGCUUGUGCCGGAUGACGACGGUCUUCCCCGCAUUUCUUGGCGCGGAGACGGCUCCUUUUUCGUGAUCUCUAAUGCCGAGCCGUUCUCUGACACCACAGCGCUGCACCGUGUUCUCCGUGUAUACACACGCUCAGGCACCCUCAGUGCGACGUCCGAUCGAAGUGUACGUGGCAUCUCUCAUGUGCUUGCAUGCCGUCCCACAGGGAAUCUGAUCGCCACAUCUCAGCGCAUGGGUGGCGACUAUGCACCUGGGCGCCAAGGACGCCAUGACAUUGUGUUUUUUGAGCGCAACGGUUUACGGCAUGGUGAAUUUUCGCUUCGUGAAGAGCAUGGCGCGUGUCCCGACGUGUUGCACGGUACGGCACCUCUUCCUCCGUGGUCGUGUGAACAUCAGAUCAAGGCGCUCGCUUGGAAUGCUGAUGGCUCGGUCUUGGCCGUCCACUUGCAACGCGGUUCGGACCACGUCCUGCAACUGUGGACAAGUGGGAACUAUCAUUGGUACCUGAAACACGAGUCAGUGUACGAGGGCAUGCUCAAUCACCUGUCUUGGCACCCUGAGCAGCCUUGGACACUCUAUGUAGCGGCGCAUGGCCGCGUCGAAAAGCGGACGAUGUGGCUAGAGACUGCUUGCUCUCGUGGCCCGCCACCGCAUGAUGCUGCCUGCGCUGCCGUUGUCGAUGGCCAUGCGCUAUACUUAACGCCCUUCCGACGCGAAAAUGUUCCACCGCCCAUGUGUUCCGUGGCUAUCUUUGACUCACCAGACACGCACGCUCACGCGCCGCCUGAGACGCCCAUCCACGUCGCUUGGACGACGGAUGUCGAUGCCGAUGGAAAUACCUCUGAUCUCGUUGCGCUCCUGUACUCGCAAGGGGUUGUGCAUGUGUGGCGCUUGCCCUAUGGCUCGCUCUCUGCAGCCCAGCCACGCCCGCGUGCUCCGCUAUUGCCUGAGUGCAUCAGGACGUUGACAGUGCCACGUGACACGUAUCCGUAUCAGGUUGCGCUGUCAUCAAAAAGUUCUUCGUUGACUGUGGCGGUGCUGGCCACUGAUGGCGACAACGCGGCCGUAUGGAUGCUGAGCGAUUCGGAGGAAUCUCAGCCCGUACGCGUGACUCUGGAUGGCCACGGUCCACGUCGUCUUGUGAGCGUGCCGUCGAGCGCAGCUUUUGCCUUGCAUGAUGACCGCGGUGAUGUCACACGACUGGCUCCCACGGAGCCUCCGACACCAUUGGACCCUCUUCUGGCAUUCUGCCCGACACUGCAUGUUCUAGACAUGGACGAGACACUCAUGCCUGUUGGGCUGGCGGCAGAUAGCCGGCUGCUCGCGCCGGACCGCGUGCUGGCGAAAGAUGCGACUUCGUUCACUUCGACGAAUGGCCUGCUUAUUUGGACGACACACUCCCACGAAGUCAAGUUCCUGCCACUCUCGGCACUGUCUACGACGCCGAACAUAGUACAGCUCAGCCGCCGCGUCGAGCGUGGCAGUCGCAUAGUGACAGCUGUACCCAGUGCCAUGUCGCUCGUGCUACAAAUCCCGCGCGGCAACUUGGAGACGACAUAUCCACGUCCUAUGGUGCUUGAUGUUAUUCGCAGCAAACUUGACCAAUGUCUGUUUGGUGACGCCUUGCGCUUGAGUCGUGCACACCGUGUCGAUUUGAAUCUGCUGCAUGAUCACAAUCCGACGGCUUUCCUCUCCAAUGUGCCUGAAAUUCUGCAUCAAGUGGACAACAUCGAUCAUCUCAACCUGCUUCUGUCGAAUCUGCGAAACGAAGACGUCACACAGACGCUGUAUAAGCCGUGGGAUCCUUCGUCGCACACACCCGUGCGUGAUCUCGAUACCAAGGUCAACAGGAUCUGCGAUGUGUUCCUCGACGCUUUCCAAUCUGCUGAUGAGCGCCGCUUCCUAUCCUGUAUCCUCACCGCUCACGUCCGUAAGGUUCCUCCCGAUUAUGAAGGUGGGCUUCGGGUCUUGCUGAAGUACAUCGACACAGAUCCGCCCCUUGCUGAAGAGGCGUGUAAGUACAUUAUCUUCCUCGUCAGUGCCGAUCAGCUUUACAAGGUGGCUCUGGGCAUGUAUGAUCUGUCCCUUGCCCUCAUGAUUGCGCAACAGUCGCCGCGUGAUCCCCGUGAAUACGUUCCAUUUCUGCGCGAUCUUCGCUCCAAAGAGCCCUUGGAGUACCAACGAUUCUGCAUCGACGACCACCUCGGCCACCAUGCCAAGGCACUGGCUUGGCUCGCACGCUCCGGCGAUGAAUCCCGGAUGGAGUCGGCUAUGGCGUAUAUGGUGCAGCACAAGCUAUACCGUGAGGGUCUUAAGGCAUUCGCGAACGAUCCUGAGCGGCUCCGUGAGGCGUACGCCCGCUUCGGCGACUAUCUAAGUUCACAUCAGCGCGCAGCUGAAGCUGCCACAGCCUACGAGCUUGCUGGCCGUUUGAUCGAUGCGAUGAACGCGUACAAAGAAGCGGACCAAUGGCAGCAGGCAUUGACACUUGCACAGAAGACACGCAUGGCUGGGCCAGAGCUCACACACUUUAUGCGCUCACUUGCGGAGCAAUUAGAAGAGCAGCACAAGUACGAGCAAGCUGCGCGCGUCCUGCUGCGUCUGCCAGACAUGGAAGCGGGCAUAGAGCUGCUUUGCCGGGCACAUGCAUUCGUCGAUGCACAAUACGAGUGUGCUGCACAUGAUCGUUGGGACCUGAUGGAGACGCAUGUGGCACCAGGAUUGCUGGAGACGCAGAGCUCCUUGCUCGAGGAAGCUUCUGAAAUUGAAGAACAAAUGACGAAGCAGGUACGGCGUUUGUUCGAACUGGAUGCGAAACGAGACGAGGAUCCGUCUGCGUUUUAUGUCAGUGAGGACGUGCAGGCACUGAACAAUGUGGAAGUCUCGAGCGACAUGUCCCAGAUGACGCAGUUCACUCGAUAUACAACCGCCACAAGUGUUGCCCCGUCCAUGUCGACGUUGUCACUUGGCUCCAAGUCGCGGCAGCGAGCAAAAGCCAAGAAGGAGGAGAAAAAGAAGAAUGCCGGCAAGAAAGGCAGUGUGUACGAGGAAGGCUAUCUUCACGAGUCGCUGCAAAAACUCUUGCAGACACGUCUUGGUACCUUGCAAAAGGAUACGGCCCGAUUGCUCCCAGUGCUUGUCAUGUUCGGUGAGCGCCAUCGCCUCGCUGCACAGGAACUGCAGCAGAGGCUUUUGGCGCUCGAACAGUCUGCGCGGCGAGCAGCCGCAGACUUGGAAGAGCGGUACGCACGUCAAAUGCAAGAUCGUGCCGAGACAACGCAGGCGCUAGCGGCGCAAGUCACGCAGCUCGCUCAUGGACCCGGUGCACCAAGCGAGACCGCCAGUUCCACGCUGUCGACACUGUGGAGAUGGCGACAGAUGCAAGAGCCCAAGAAGGCACCUACCGUGUCCCACGAGUCAUGGAAACUACAUCUAUUGGAGGAAGUGUAG